Messenger RNA from Rotaria sp. Silwood2, 801 nucleotides. NCBI's taxonomy places the organism in Eukaryota, Metazoa, Rotifera, Eurotatoria, Philodinida, Philodinidae. The record is from the annotation of a GenBank genome assembly.
AUGACAACAACAACAACAACAACAAUAAUAAUAACAAUAAGUACUACAACUACGACGACGACUACUUCGACUACUUUCACUACUACUUUCACUACUACUACUACAACCGCCACUACUACUACAACCGCCACUACUACUACUACUCCUACUGCAACAACUACUACCACAAUCACAGCAGUAAAUAGCACAAGCAUUCCACCAAGUAAAUCACAAGGUUGCUUUGCAUCAAACGUCACUGUACGUCUAGCUAAUGGACACUUGAAACAAAUGAGCGAUCUUUGUGUAGGAGAUUUAGUCUUUGUCAAAAGGGAAAAUCAAGUUAUAACAAGUCCGGUCUUAGCUAUUUUUCGGCAUGAUAGAAGUUCAAUUCGUUUUGUCGACAUUUAUACAACGGACUCUAUUAUCCCUCUUCGUUUGACACCAUUACAUUCAUUAUUGGUUCGUCAGAAACAUGAUAAACAUGAACGUUACUUCUUUGCAAAAGAUGUAUCAGUUGGUAGUCAUGUUUUCUCAUCAGAUUUACGUGCAUUGACAGUCAUCGAUGUAAAAGAAAUUUUAAUUUCUGAUGAUAGUGGCUAUGCUUUAUUGACAUUUGAAGGUAAUAUUAUUGCUAAUGACAUUGUAGCUUCGUGUUAUGCAACUUACGAUCAUUCAACAAUGCAUAUGAUUACUACGCCUAUGCGAUGGUGGUUUCUCAUUCUAUUUCAAUUACACCAAUUUAUCGCAUUUGAUUAUUUGCAACAGUUGACAAGCAAUAUUAUUGUUUCUUUCGUUGAUUUCUACCUUCAAUCAAUUUAUUAA